UGUUGGUGGGGAGGGGGACCUGACGUGUAUUUAAGAACUCGCGACUCCACGGCCACUCGAUGUUCAUCUGCCCGGCGUCAGGAGCGAGCGAGUGAGCGAGCGAGCGACAGACACAGUGGAGGAGAGAGAGCGCCUACAGAGACAGAGAGCGCGAGAGAGAACGGAAGCGAGGGAAAGCGACACAGAGAGUUGCGGCUGAAGAUUUAGUGUGAGAAGUGACGAAUUAGAUAUACUCGAUACAGACCCACGUGCACACAAACGGACCCGGCCCGAUCAUGAAGCUCGGGACGCUCCUCCUCUUCGCCGUGGCGGUGCUGCUCCCUCCUCGCUCGGCUAUUUCCGUCAUCAAGCAGCAGCAGCAGGACCAGCAGCAGCAGCGAGAGCACCAUCGUCAGCAAGAGCAGCAGCAGCAGGGUCUGCCCUCUCCGUGGUCCCGAGCAUCGCUGCACCCGCGUGCGGUGCAGCGACCUCCUCCUCUGUUAGAAACGCACGGAAGUGCCGUGCCCUGGGACAGCUUCUCGGCAUCCGCGCGCCUCCUCCCCUCUCUCUGGCGAGUCGGCGACGCGGGCGGCGACUACGCCGAGGACGGUGGCGAUUACGGAGGGCAGGGGAAGGAGGCGGAGGAUGGGGGUAUCGAAGAGGUGGGGGAAGAGGAGGAGGAGCGGCGGCUGCUGGAGAAACGCGGGGAGGUCCCCACGUCGCUGGACCUCACCUUCCACCUGAUGCGGGAACUGCUGGACGCGGCGCGCGCCGAGAAGAUGGUGAUCCAGGCGCACAGCAACAGGAAGAUCAUGGACUCUGCGGGGAAGUGAAUGAUGAUUUUGAUGAUGGUGGUGACACGUUGGGUGUCUAGGUGCGUGGGUGUCUAUACGUGAGUGUCUUUGUGCAAGGGAUACUUUUUUGGCCAACUAAUGCCCGAUUGUAGGCUUGUGCCGCGUACAACAUAUAAUUAUCAAUAACACAGGGGACAGCUGCCACUAGGGGUCCCCUUGGCUUGGCUGCAGUCGGGAAUUGGAAUGCUUGAGAUGGGACUGGCGCUUUGUGGUAUGUUUGUGUGGGAGAGUGCGGUGGGUGCGUGUAGGUGUGUCUGUAGGAGUGUCUGUAGGAGUGUGUGCGUAUGUAGGAGUGUGUAUGUAGGAGUGUGCAUGUAGGAGUGUGUCUGUAGGAGU
Petromyzon marinus (sea lamprey) is the source of this 1169-nucleotide messenger RNA. The record is from RefSeq and is a predicted model, not a curated record. Lineage: Eukaryota; Metazoa; Chordata; Hyperoartia; Petromyzontiformes; Petromyzontidae.